AUGUUUACUCCCACAUUAGGGAGAGCUCUGCGCUCUUCCAACGCCAUCUCCACACCGCCGGUAUGCACAUUUGGUCGCGUUGCCGCCUCUCAGCAAGCCCGUCCCAUACCGCUGGCCCAUCAACGGCGCCUCUCCUCCUCCAGCUCGAAACCUGUCGUACUCCCUCAUGGUCCCGCGGAUCCGAAUUCCACAAAAGGCACGGCCAACCCCAGAUCCAAGUCCAAGCAGCAAAGCUUGGAAACCGGAACUACUAAGGUCCCGCAAGAGAGGACCUCGGUCGCCGCUGGAAAGAAGGAAGCCCCCGCGUCUCCCAGACUGAACGUGCCUUCUGUUGAUAGCACUCAACAUCGAACUCUGCGUGAUCUCACGAUUUCGCACUUUUUCUCCCCAUAUGGCCCGAUCCCUGCGCAUCCGCAGAUGAUCAAAAGCAAAGAUGGGCUUUACACUGCGGAUUGGAUCCCGCGUCAAACCACCCAAGAAGCUUUCGAGGCGAUGCUCAGCCCUGGCGAUCAGAACGUCCACCAUCUCGACCGCUCCCUCCAGCCCCUCGACGAGUUUGUGGCGCAACUACCACACUUCCAUCCGCCACCCGCCCCUCGUCCUUUAAGUCAAGGCAGCGCAGUCGAUGCCUCGCCGAGAAGCGAGUAUAGCGCAUUUCCUUUCAGGCCAUCACCCAAGCGCUCGUUCGGUGCUAAGAUUGUUGUGACCGAGUCGAGGGAUGCCUCGGGAAACCGCACGUUUACCGCUCAGAUAAAGCCGAUGGAAGAGAUGAGUGCUUAUGGUGAAGAAGGUGGAUCAACAAACGAGGGAGGAAUUCGGCACACCUUUCUUGAGCGUGUGAAGCAGCGGCGCGACGGGCAGACGAAGCCGGACAUGCUAGCAAUAAGUGUGAAAAGGCAGAGAAAGCUGAAGAUGAAGAAGCACAAGUACAAGAAGUUGAUGAAGAGGACGAGAUUGCUGCGAAGGAAGUUGGACAGGCUAUGA
Messenger RNA from Westerdykella ornata, 984 nucleotides. RefSeq lists its product as uncharacterized. NCBI's taxonomy places the organism in Eukaryota, Fungi, Ascomycota, Dothideomycetes, Pleosporales, Sporormiaceae. The coding region runs from base 1 to 984 and encodes 327 amino acids. Gene Ontology annotation, biological process: mRNA processing. The record is from RefSeq and is a predicted model, not a curated record. The transcript is spliced from 2 exons. Gene Ontology annotation, cellular component: mitochondrion.